CCGCCCCUGCACGUGGGUUGAACUGCGCAACAAAACAAGCGCACCUUGUGGAACGACAGUCACUUUCAACUACAGAACCUCGUGGGCUGUUGAUAGCUUCACGCCGUUCAUCUUAGUCUUGGUCAUUUAUAUCGACAAACAUAGAUAAUAUCUGCAUUUGUUCGUGUGCGUUACGGCAGAGCUACGUUGAGUGAGUCAGUAUGUUUGGAGCAGUGGUGGUUGGUAUCGGCACAGCAGGUUGGGUCAGGAUUAGAGACAUGUUGGCUCCAACCUUUGGCAGUCCUGCAGAGAAACUUGCUGUCAAAGGAUUCAUAUCCAGGAGAAGCCUGGACAAUCAGCAGGGAGUGAGCCAGAUCUCAGAGGACAUGGCCAAAAGCAGAGGAGAUAUUCAUGUGGCGUUCAUCUGCACUGAGAAUGUGUCCCAUGAAGACAAUGUCAGAAUGUUUCUACAGGCAGGGAAACAUGUCUGUGUUGAGUAUCCCAUGACCAUGAACUACAAGGCUGCUGUGGAACUCUACGAUUUAGCGGAGGAAAAAGGUUUGAUUCUCCAUGAAGAACACAUAGAGCUGCUGACAGAAGAUUACAAAGAACUGAAGAAAACAGUAGAUGGAAAAGUCCUGCAGGAAGGAAGUCUUCAUUUUACUGGUGGCACUCUGAAGCCUGGAUUUGGUUUCCUCGCAUUCAGUGGUAUUGCUCGCCUCACCUGGUUGGUUGAUUUGUUUGGUGAGCUGUCUGUAACUGCCGCAACCAUGGAGGAGGACAUUCCUAAUAGUUACAGCAAGAUGACGGCAAGACUACUAACUUCUGACAACAGACCUCUGAUGUGGAUUGAGGAACGAGGACCAGGCCUCCCCAGGGCUAAGAACAUCAACUUUCAGUUUGAUUCUUGCACUUUGACUCAAAUCCCUCCUGCACCCAGAGGAGCUGUGGGCCUUUUCAUGCAAGACCUGAUUAACUUCUCUGCCAAGCUGGCAGGCCAAGUGAAUCCUGUGGAGCUACGGAAAGAGAAAGUCAGAAUCCUGCACUGCUUGGAACUGGCAGAGAGGAUAAAACAACUUUGCCAGCAUUAAAUGGGUCUGUCCAGUUUCUGACCACCAUCUUUUUUGAACUUGAAUUUCUUUGUUUUUCCUCUCGGUGGCCUUUAAGUUUUGUACUGGCUGUGGAAAGCUUAAAAUAAUUAUUACUUUAUCACACUAGUGAAUAUUGCAAUGUAUUACUCAUUUAAAGCAGAGCAAUAUAGUUACUAUUUAUUACUUAUCUAAAGCGGAGCAAUUUAAUUGAAUAAUACAUACUACCAUCAUAUAGAGCAGGUCUCCAGCAUCCAGCAAGGAUGCUACACUUGCUGUGCCAUCUCGGCCGUAAUUAUUACCUUGAUCAAACAACUGCCUUAUAUUUAAUGUUUUUCUUUUUCCGAGAGAAACUGUUUUUACAUUCUAAAUAAAAUAUAUUGAUGGCC
Molecule: messenger RNA, 1456 nt
Organism: Acanthochromis polyacanthus (spiny chromis)
Lineage: Eukaryota; Metazoa; Chordata; Actinopteri; Pomacentridae
Gene: blvra
Product: biliverdin reductase A
Exons: 7
Coding region: 201-1070 (289 amino acids)
Biological process (GO): heme catabolic process
Molecular function (GO): zinc ion binding; nucleotide binding; biliverdin reductase [NAD(P)H] activity
Source: RefSeq, a predicted model, not a curated record